AUGCUGACACAACAUUAAGCAACUUCGAUCCCACAGAUGGCGUUAUGAAAGGAUUGUUGAUCGGUCUUAUCUUUGCAAGUCAGCACUAUUGCUGCCAAGGAGCCUGCCUCCGAUGACGUCUUUAUCUCUGCAGCUGCAAGGCCAAACGCAACCCUGCAUUGUGCAUACAGUAUACGUGAUGGCUGGUGGAAACAACAUGUGUUUAAGUUGCCCUAAAGUGGGACACUGCCUUGUGUGGAGAAUGUAAGCUAAUGUGUUGGCAGAAUAUAAUAUGUUAUACUACAUACAUGUCCAAUAUGCAGAAAAUGUUAAUCAUUAGGGCAAUUCACCCUCCUUCAAAUCACCAAAUUAGAAACAAUUAUGUCAAUGGAUGCAGAAGAUAUGUAGUGGGAAUGUAGUCUCAAAGGGGCAUUUCAAACCUGGUAUAGAAAAUUGUCAGGCAUUGACAAAUUCCUACAGUAAUUAAAAUUUUUGGCUGCCAGUUAUAUUCUGUGUGAAGCCCUGUGCUCUAUUUUUUUGUACCUUUAGGCCUACAUGAGUACAUACUGAGUGUGGGAGUGUUUGGAUUCCUAAAGUGAAAAAGUCUGUGAAAAGUGAACAUGAGCAGGAACUGUUCGAGCCUGUGAUGUCAUUUUUAAACUUCUGAUAAACAGAUUGAAAAGGAUGACCUGUGUGACACCCUACCCAUCCCCAAAUCCUCAAUAAUAGACUAAUCUAAAGCCCUGUUGAUGGAUAUACAAAGCUGUGGUUUUCUUCAUUCUGUGGUUUCCCUUCUGUUGAGAGGCAGUUAUGAACAGGAAGGAAGCAGAGUCACAUUACAGACACACCAACAUGUUCAACAUUAGUGUUUGACUGACUGACUGGAACAGCGGCAUAUUUUUAAUAUGGAGAGCUGAAGCAGACCUAAUGAUGACCUCACGUCAUACUCAAUGGAAUGGGUGUGUGAGUUGGUGGAAGCAAGGAGAAUGGAAAUAUUUGGGGAGUGCAUCACAACCCACUUCUGCUUUCUGUGGCUGUUAAAUACGGCAGUGUGUCCUCCACUUCACAUUCUUCGUCAGGCCACAAAGCAAUAACAAUGCAGUCUCCAAGGACAUUCAUCAGCAGCCUGGCCAUCAUGGCUAUCAUUGCUUCAGUUUUCUGGCAAAGAGCAGAUGCGCAACCAGAAAAGUAUCAGUCCUGCUGCACGAGAGUGUCUAAUGAAGAGGUGAUGGACCCAAUCAUUGGAUUCAAAGCACAGAGGCCAGACAAAUCAUGUGUCGCUGCAGUGAUUGUUAAGACGGACAAAAAUGAACAGUUUUGCUGCUCUCCUCACGCUAAAUGGUUGAAACCCAAGAUUAUGGAGUUCAUGAGGAAGCUGGACAGGGAGACACAGACUAAGCCCUCACUACUGUCUCGUAUCACGACGUCCAGCCAAAGGGCUUAAAGAACCAAGAUGCAACUCACCAGAUGACCAAUCUGGUCUACAGUAUUUUUAAAAUGUUUUUUUUUUUUUCAGAUUUAUACAGAGCUGUUUUUAUUUUUUUGUUUUAAUUCAUAUAGAGCUUUAUUUUAUUUAAGCGAUUUAUAUGGUCAAACAUUUAAUAUUGAAUUAUGUAUUUAUCUAAUUUAUUUAACACAAAAAGUAUGGUGUUCAAGACUUGAAUUUAUUAAACUGACCCAUAUGCUGUGGCUAGAUGAGGUAAUAUUAUGAUAAUGAAAAAUGUUGUGUGUCAAUAUCGCACUUUUUUAAAGAAGAAUGUAACUCUUUCAUUUAUUUCACAUUUGAAAUGCACUGUGCACUUGAGAAAUAAUUACACUUUCAUCCAUGAGAGAUGGUGGCUUUUAGCUCAGUUAUUUUAUUUUCUACACGGUGUACAAUGUAUCAUUGACUGUAGAAUGUUUGUCCUUGACCACAAAAUAAAGAGAAAAAAACUGAA
Messenger RNA from Alosa sapidissima (American shad), 1916 nucleotides. Its product is annotated as C-C motif chemokine 2-like. Gene Ontology annotation, biological process: immune response. The transcript has 8 exons. Lineage: Eukaryota; Metazoa; Chordata; Actinopteri; Clupeiformes; Clupeidae. Gene Ontology annotation, molecular function: chemokine activity. Gene Ontology annotation, cellular component: extracellular region. The coding region runs from base 1076 to 1423 and encodes 115 amino acids. The record is from RefSeq and is a predicted model, not a curated record.